AUGACUAUCCUCAUUGAUCAACAUGAUUGUUUUGGAUCUGAGGUAGAGGCAAAGACAGUGACAGAGAAUGAGACAGAACUUGUUUUGGACGGUGGAUUUGUUAUGCCACAGGCCAACUCAUUUGGUCACACUUUUAGGGAUUAUGCUGCUGAAAGUCAGAGGCAAGAAGGGGUGGAGAAUUUCUAUAGAAAAAACCACAUUUACCAAUCCUUUGAUUUUGUGAGGAAAAUGAGAGAGGAGUAUGGAAAAUUGAAGAGGGUAGAAAUGAGUAUAUGGGAAUGUUGUGAACUUCUUAAUGAAGUGGUGGAUGAAAGUGAUCCUGAUUUGGAUGAACCACAAAUAGAGCAUUUGCUACAAACAGCUGAAGCUAUAAGAAAGGAUUACCCAAAUGAAGAUUGGCUCCACUUAACUGGCCUUAUCCAUGAUCUUGGGAAAGUGCUUCUCCUCCCAAGUUUUGGAGGACUUCCUCAAUGGGCUGUUGUAGGUGACACAUAUCCAGUUGGCUGCAGAUUUGAUGAAUCCAUUGUUCAUCACAAGUAUUUUAAGGAAAAUCCAGACUAUAACCACUCUGCAUACAACACUAAAUAUGGGAUAUACUCUGAGAAAUGUGGACUUAACAAUGUUAUGAUGUCAUGGGGACAUGAUGACUACAUGUAUCUAGUUGCAAAGGAAAACAAAACUACUCUUCCCUCAGCUGCUAUGUUCAUUAUAAGAUACCAUUCAUUUUAUGCCUUGCAUAGGGAGGGAGCCUAUAAACACUUGAUGAAUGAUGAGGAUGUUGAGAAUCUCAAAUGGCUCCAAAUUUUCAAUAAAUAUGAUCUCUAUAGCAAGAGCAAAGUUCGAAUUGAUGUUGAAAAAGUGAAACCAUACUAUGUAUCACUCAUUGAGAAGUACUUUCCUGCAAAGCUGAAUUGGUGA
Molecule: messenger RNA, 918 nt
Organism: Lathyrus sativus (Indian pea)
Lineage: Eukaryota; Viridiplantae; Streptophyta; Magnoliopsida; Fabales; Fabaceae
Source: the annotation of a GenBank genome assembly